AUGGCAACCGAAGCCGCGAAACCGCGGUUUACCAUAAAGAAAUGGUCGGGCGUCGCGCUCUGGUCGUGGAACAUCGCAGUAGACAACUGCGCGAUCUGCAGAAAUCACAUCAUGGACCUUUGCAUAGAAUGCCAGGCCGCGGGAUCUGAGGACGCCACCAACAACGACGACCGGUGCACCGUCGCCUGGGGAGCGUGCAGUCACGCCUUCCACCUGCACUGCAUCUCAAAGUGGCUCAAGACGAGACACGUUUGCCCGCUGGACAACACGCAGUGGGACUUCGCCACGAAGGAGGCGACCUAA
This is a messenger RNA of Babesia bigemina, 303 nucleotides long. RefSeq names its product RING FINGER, putative. The record is from RefSeq and is a predicted model, not a curated record. NCBI's taxonomy places the organism in Eukaryota, Apicomplexa, Aconoidasida, Piroplasmida, Babesiidae. The coding region runs from base 1 to 303 and encodes 100 amino acids. The transcript is spliced from 2 exons. Gene Ontology annotation, cellular component: cullin-RING ubiquitin ligase complex; nucleus. Gene Ontology annotation, molecular function: ubiquitin protein ligase activity; zinc ion binding; cullin family protein binding. Gene Ontology annotation, biological process: ubiquitin-dependent protein catabolic process; protein ubiquitination.